Dendroctonus ponderosae (mountain pine beetle) is the source of this 1885-nucleotide messenger RNA. RefSeq names its product AP-1 complex subunit mu-1 (gene AP-1mu). Lineage: Eukaryota; Metazoa; Arthropoda; Insecta; Coleoptera; Curculionidae. Gene Ontology annotation, cellular component: clathrin-coated vesicle; clathrin adaptor complex. The transcript has 2 exons. Bases 143 to 1411 code for a protein of 422 amino acids. Gene Ontology annotation, molecular function: clathrin-cargo adaptor activity. Gene Ontology annotation, biological process: intracellular protein transport; vesicle-mediated transport. The record is from RefSeq and is a predicted model, not a curated record.
CCGUUUGACACCACAGACUUUUGACACUGACUCAGGUGACGACGACAAAGUUAUUAUUUUAGUGCAAAAAUGGAUAUUUUGUGUAAAUUUUCAUAGAACUUUUCCUUAAAUUGUACCGGAAUAGCUAGAAAGUCUAUCAACAAUGUCGUCUUCGGCUAUUUAUAUACUGGAUAUAAAGGGCAAAGUCCUGAUAUCUAGAAACUAUAGAGGUGAUAUCGAUAUGAGUGUGAUUGAGAAGUUUAUGCCCCUGCUGAUGGAGAAGGAGGAGGAAGGCCUGCUGACCCCCAUUCUACAAACCACCGAGUGCACUUUUGGUUACAUCAAAACCAAUAACUUGUAUAUCGUCAGCACGACAAAAAAGAAUGCAAACAUUGCCCUUGUUUUUGUUUUUUUGCAUAAAAUUGUGCAAGUUAUGACUGAAUAUUUCAAAGAGCUUGAAGAGGAGAGCAUACGAGAUAAUUUCGUUGUGAUUUAUGAACUGUUGGACGAGUUAAUCGACUUUGGAUACCCGCAGACUACCGAUAGCAAGAUUCUACAAGAAUAUAUCACGCAAGAAGGACAUAAGUUGGAAAUCCAGGUUCGGAUUCCAGUGGCUGUAACCAAUGCAGUAUCCUGGCGAUCGGAAGGCAUAAAGUAUAGGAAAAACGAAGUUUUCCUGGAUGUUAUUGAAUCAGUUAAUCUGCUUGCUAAUGCCAAUGGAAACGUCCUAAGAAGUGAGAUAGUGGGUGCUAUAAAAAUGAGAGUCUAUUUAUCUGGAAUGCCUGAACUUCGAUUGGGAUUAAACGACAAAGUCCUGUUUGAAAGCACCGGCAGAGGCAAAUCCAAGUCUGUAGAACUAGAAGACGUGAAGUUCCAUCAGUGUGUACGACUGUCUAGAUUUGAAAUCGACAGAACCAUUUCCUUCAUACCUCCAGAUGGCGAAUUCGAGUUAAUGUCCUACCGUUUAAACACCCAUGUCAAACCCCUCAUAUGGAUCGAAUCAGUAAUCGAGCGGCAUGCUCACAGCAGAGUCGAGUACAUGAUCAAAGCUAAAUCUCAAUUUAAAAGACGAUCGACAGCUAAUAAUGUGGAAAUAGUCAUUCCAGUUCCCCAGGACGCCGAUUCUCCUAAGUUUAAAACAACCAUAGGCAGUGUCAAGUAUGCUCCGGAACAAAAUGCAAUUACAUGGACUAUCAAAUCAUUCCCAGGAGGUAAAGAAUACCUGAUGAGAGCGCACUUCGGACUGCCCAGCGUCGAGUGUGAAGAUACAGAAGGCAAACCGCCCAUUCAGGUGAAGUUCGAAAUUCCCUACUUCACCACAUCCGGUAUUCAAGUUCGAUAUUUGAAAAUCAUCGAAAAAAGCGGUUAUCAAGCCCUUCCUUGGGUGAGGUACAUCACGCAGAACGGCGACUAUCAACUCCGAACCAAUUAAUAAGCGCACGUAUAAAAGUAUUUUAGUUUUCUGCAAAUAUACAUUUUCGUUGUUAAUAAGUAUUAAUUGCUGAAGUAUUGGAAUAAAUGGAUUUUAGGGAUUUUCGCAAUUGGAGGCAAACAUGAAAGGUGUAUUUUCAUAACUUUAUUGUGCAAUAAGUUAAUAAUUCAUAAAUCAACAGAUUAAAAAAAUACAUAAAUAUCAGAAUAUCAUUAUAUAAAUACUAUUAGUAUCAUAUAUGAAUUUUGUCUACAGAGCCUUUUUUAUUAUUUGGCAACAAAUCACAAAUUAGAAUAUCUUACUCUAAAUAAUUUUCUUAAUUGCUACCACUUCAUAUCACAUUGAAUUGUAAUGCUACUAGGCACCAUAGAAUACCACCUUGGCUGAUUGCAGCAUUAACAGGAAUACAUUUUGAAAGUUUUAUGUAAUAUGGAAAUAACAGCGUAAUAUAAUCUAAUCGCGCAUUGUUACGUA